Molecule: messenger RNA, 1442 nt
Organism: Calliphora vicina (urban bluebottle blowfly)
Lineage: Eukaryota; Metazoa; Arthropoda; Insecta; Diptera; Calliphoridae
Gene: Act88F
Product: Actin 88F
Exons: 2
Coding region: 106-1236 (376 amino acids)
Biological process (GO): mitotic cytokinesis
Source: RefSeq, a predicted model, not a curated record
GUUGAGUUUAGACGCCAACAAGGAUCCAUCCAACGAUUAAAUACAUUUUUUUACAUUAAUUCAUUUUCGUUUUGUUGGCCGAUAAAGACACUCUAAACUGCCAAAAUGUGUGAUGAUGAUGCUGGUGCUUUAGUCAUUGACAACGGUUCGGGUAUGUGCAAAGCUGGCUUUGCCGGUGAUGACGCCCCCCGUGCUGUCUUCCCCUCCAUUGUUGGUCGUCCCCGUCACCAGGGUGUGAUGGUCGGUAUGGGUCAGAAAGACUCCUACGUUGGUGACGAGGCUCAGAGCAAACGUGGUAUUUUAACAUUGAAAUACCCCAUCGAACACGGUAUCAUCACCAACUGGGAUGAUAUGGAGAAGAUCUGGCAUCACACCUUCUACAAUGAAUUGCGUGUAGCCCCCGAAGAACAUCCAGUAUUAUUGACUGAGGCCCCCUUGAACCCCAAGGCCAAUCGCGAGAAGAUGACUCAGAUUAUGUUUGAAACCUUUAACUCGCCAGCCAUGUAUGUUGCCAUCCAAGCCGUGUUGUCAUUGUAUGCUUCCGGUCGUACCACCGGUAUUGUGUUGGACUCUGGUGAUGGUGUCUCCCACACCGUGCCCAUCUAUGAAGGUUUCGCUUUGCCACAUGCCAUUUUGCGUUUGGAUUUGGCCGGUCGCGAUUUGACCGACUACUUGAUGAAGAUCUUGACUGAACGUGGCUACUCUUUCACCACCACUGCCGAGCGUGAAAUUGUGCGUGACAUUAAGGAAAAGUUGUGCUAUGUUGCUUUGGACUUUGAGCAGGAAAUGGCCACCGCUGCUGCCUCCACCUCUUUGGAAAAGUCCUAUGAAUUGCCUGAUGGUCAAGUGAUCACCAUUGGUAAUGAGCGUUUCCGUUGCCCCGAAGCUCUCUUCCAACCCUCUUUCUUGGGCAUGGAAUCUUGCGGUAUCCAUGAGACUGUCUACAACUCGAUCAUGAAGUGCGAUGUCGAUAUCCGUAAGGACUUGUAUGCCAACUCUGUAUUGUCCGGUGGUACCACCAUGUACCCUGGUAUUGCUGAUCGUAUGCAAAAGGAAAUCACUGCCUUGGCUCCAUCCACCAUUAAGAUUAAGAUCAUUGCUCCACCUGAAAGAAAGUACUCCGUAUGGAUCGGUGGUUCUAUCUUGGCUUCUCUAUCCACCUUCCAACAGAUGUGGAUCUCGAAGCAAGAAUACGAUGAAUCUGGUCCUGGUAUUGUUCACCGCAAAUGCUUCUAAAUCUUUUCGCUGCAAAAGAUUCCGACAAGCUUUAGCCAAGAUCAGAACCUCCAAUUAUGUUUUAAAUACAACAUUCAACAAACACCAACAUCAACCACAACAGCACACAUCCACUUUAAUUUUUAGUUUUAUUGUAAAAAAAACCUAUUAACAAAAAAACAAAAAACCAAAAAAAGCACCAACAUCAGUAACAAACAAAAUAACAA